CAUACAGAUAGAUUGUACAAUAUGGAGAUCCGCAACAUAGCAAUCUAUUUGGGCCCGUCUGAGAGGAGACGAUAGACCUGUUUGUCAGUGCGCGAAUCUUGUCUUCAUUUUGUAUCAAGCGCGUGAAUACAAGCAAAAAUAAAAAAUCGAGCUUCUCGACGAUUUCGUUCAAUAUCUUUUUUUCGUGGAGUUUCUACGAAUUACUACAACGAAGUAUGUACCUGGUACUUCACUUUUCUAAUACAGUAUCUUUGCAAUUAGAUAUUUGCUGUGAUGGUGGUGAUGCAGUCCAAGAAUCACAUCAAAUCGAAUAACUACACCGAUGCAGUCCAAAAUGCAUAUGGAUCUUAUGUUAUAAAUGGCGGAGACGGCAAUAAUGUUCUGAAGAUCCGUGGAGAAAACUUGGGUUACGAUUCAAGUUUCCUAAAGCGGUGCAACCUGAUAACUACAAUUAAUGGCGACGAAGACUCACUGGAAAGCGCAGCCGAAACCAGGCAGCAUGGCAUUCAAACACUUUUUAUGGCCUUUUGUGGAAGUGGCUGUCCACUCAGAAUCGACAGCGAUAAGCAUCUCCCGAAGGAAGGAGAUGUAAUUGUUGAUUUAGGCUGCGGUGCUGGACACGACGCAAUUCUUGCAGGCGGGUUGGCCGGAAAAAGUGGUAGAGUUGUCGGUAUUGAUUUCACCCAAGCCAUGAUUGAUCAAUUUAUUAAGAACGCUGAAACAUACGCAAGUGAAGAUGGAGGAGAUACUUCUUUUGCCCCUUUCGAAUCAGUCACUGGUAGCUUGGAGGAUCCAGAGCAACUUUUCUCGUCCACCGGUUUAAAGAAAGGAUGUGCCGACAUCGUUACGUCAAAUGGAGUUUUCAACCUGUGUGCAAAUAAAGCACUAGCGUUUCAGACAGCAUACGAUCUUUUGAAACCGGGUGGGAAGUUCCUGUUGAGCGAUGUUUGUAUCGUGGAAGAAAAUCUCGAUGCAAAGAUAUCCUGUACAGUUGGUGAUGAAGUCACUAGCUGAGUUGCGGGCUGUGUCCAUGUGCACGAGAACAUAAAAUAUCUUGAAAAUG
Molecule: messenger RNA, 1063 nt
Organism: Pseudo-nitzschia multistriata
Lineage: Eukaryota; Bacillariophyta; Bacillariophyceae; Bacillariales; Bacillariaceae
Source: the annotation of a GenBank genome assembly